GAACGAGAAAUUACACUUCAUCUCAACAAAAUGGCAGAGGACAGUUGUAAUAAACAUCUCGAUGAAGAAAUAAGCUUGAGUGAUGGCAAUCUCACAGCUGGAUUUGAUGGGGCCUGGCAAAAAAGGGGAACAGGUUGUGCAUACAACAGUCUUACUGGGCAUGCAUCUCUUAUUGGUGAGAAAACAAAGAAAUGCAUAGGAAUUUCGGUAAUGGGAAAACGUUGUAGAAUAUGCGAGUCAGCUGAAAUGAAAGGGGUCCCUCCAAGAAAGCACAACUGUCCCCGCAACUGGUCUGGGUCAGCUAAGUCCAUGGAGCCAGCAAUGGCAUGCGAGAUGCUCCAGGGCAUCAUAGACCAAGGGCAUAGCGUGCAGACCUUAGUUAUGGAUAAUGAUUCAACCACUAUUGCAAGGGUAAGGGCAACAGUUGAUCCAACUAUAACAAAAAAGUCGGAUAGCAACCACACAAGGAAAGGGUUCAUGGGGAGCCUCGUAGAACUCGGCAACACCUACAAAGUUUUGAAAAACAACAGAGUACGUUCACACAUUGAACGUUGUUUUAUGUACUGUGUGAAACAGAAUUCAGGGAACUCCACUAAGCUUGCUGAGGACUUGAAAAAUAUAGUUCCCCAUUUAUAUGGUGAGCAUGAUGAAUGUGGAACAUGGUGUAGGAGUCAGAAAACCAAUUAUAAGCCUAAGAAUCUGCCAUAUGGAAAGCCCCUUUCUGACCAACCCCUCCGUGUAGCUCUGGAAAGCCUGAUUAACAAGUAUAUCCAGAAAGCUGAUGAACUAGUAGAUCUAGGAUCAACUCAGAACAACGAAAAUUUUAACCACAUGGUUGCCUCUAAAGCACCAAAAAGACUAUUUUAUGGAGGUUCUGAGAGUUUAAAAACAAGGGUCUCAGCUACUGUUUGUCAAAAGAAUGAGGGCUACAAUUAUAUCACAGAGCUUAGAAAAUUGUUGCAAUUUGAAUUUAUAUUACUUGUCAAUGUAUCUUUGAUUGUCUAUCUUGUAAACUUGGGUUGCAAAUUUGAUAGACUUGCAUGUUUUAUUAAUUAUUCAAUGUGCUGUGAAUUUCAGUUGAAUAGACGAUGUCAGCUGUCCCCUGGAAGGUUUACAGAAAAAUUGACAUCUAAACUAGCCAGAAAAUUAAAAAGACAAAGGUUGGCGCAGGCUCAGAAGAGUGUUAAACGACGCCGGCUGCAGUUGAAAAAUGAAAGAACAUCAAAAGAUGCCACCCAGUCUGUACUCGAAGGUGCAACAUACAGCUCAAAGAUAGGACUGGAGGAAUCAGUUGACUUGGAAGACAUCAGCAUGGAGCCGAAGUCUGUGUGCCUAGAAGGCAGUUCAUUUAUAGUUUUUGAUCUUGAAACAACUGGACUAGACAGGUCUUCAGAAAUCCUUCAGAUAGCAUGUGUUUGUGGUACAGAAAAAUUUAAUGUAUACAUGAAACCAAGAUGCUGCAGCAUCAGUAUUUCUGCAUCUGAUGCAACAGGUCUCACAUAUGUUGGAGGCAUUUUGAAACACAAUGGAAAAGCUGUACAGUCAACAUCAGCAUCUGAAGGACUUCAGGAUUUCCUCAGGUUCCUGUCGCGGUUUCCGGAUUCCAUUUUGAUAGGACAUAAUAUCCAAAAUUUUGAUUUACCUGUUCUCCUACACCAGCUGACCAAAUAUAACCUUAUGAAGGACUUUGAGGGGACAGUAUCAGGAUACAUCGAUACUCUGAAGCUUUCAAGAAAAGUUAUCCCUAAAGCUGAUGUCGGAAACUAUAGACAACAGAAUCUUGUUCAGAAACUGUUGGGAGAAACCUAUGAAGCCCACGAUGCCAUAGCAGAUGUUUCUUCUCUACAGAAAUUAUUUGAUCUGAAACUAAAAUCACACUGUGAUAGUGAUGAUAUAUUUCAUUUGUCCUACUACAGUUGUAAGGAAUCUUUGGAUCCACUUGUGAAAGCAAAAGUAAUUUCUUCUGUAACAUUGAAGAAACUUAUUAGCCUCUCUCUAACUAUGACAAAACUGCAGGUUAUCCACAAGCGAGAUCCCCAGAAUGGAAUUCACAAUGUGUUUAGUGAGAACCUACCGAACUCUAAAAAACCAAGAGUUUCAAGAUCAAAAGCUGUAAUUGGCAAAGUGGUACAGUACCUUUCUAACUUGUAAGGUUUUUUUUGUUUAUUUACCUCAUGCUUUAUGCAGGUUAUAUUUAUACAUGUAACAUCUAAACUGUUUCAAAAUGUGCUCUGUAGUUAAACUACUUUUACUUCACACAAUAUAUGUACACUCGGUUGGACCUCACCAUAAUGGAGAGUUUUACCAUGAACUAUCUGGCAUGUGAAAUAUGUAAAACUCUAUACAUUUGUUGUAUUUCACUCUUAUUUGGAGAGAUUUGAACACAUAAAGGUUGUUAAUUUGUUUAUAUGUUGACACAUAUGUGAUUUGCCAGGUUUCCUGUAUGAUGUUUUAAUGGGGUACCCAUAGUUUUUUAGUCGUGGCUUAAAAUUUAAUGUGAUGACAUAUGAAUUUUAUCUCUUUAAUCUGUUCAGUAGAUGUCUAUCUUUAUUUUUAAAUUGAUUCUAAAAGUUUGGCUCAGAGGAAAAUUAAGAAAAAUGCGGUUAAGUAUUUCUUUCUGUCAUGGCGUGUUUAAUUUUAUUUGGUGGGCAUGUUGUAUAAAUAGUAAAAAAAAAUAUUCUCCACUGCAUCUAUUCCAUUAAGAUAAACAAUUUUUAUCAUAAGGAUACAUAUUGACAUAAUUUAGCAAAGUAUGGACAAUGUUUUUAAAUUAAUAUAUAUUUUGUGAAUGUAAAUGUAAAUGUAUGCUUAUAGCAGCAAGAGACGAAAAUUGAAGUUAUGGGGUAUGCCUGUAUGUUGGACUGUAACAGUAAAAAUAAUUUGAUUACAUCAAGUUUUCUUGUGUUUUUCUGUUUAAUGAGAUGUUUGUUUGUAGAUUAAAAACAGUUUUAACUGAAUUGCUCAGAUAUAAUCAAAAGCAGGGAUGUAC
Messenger RNA from Saccostrea cuccullata (small rock oyster), 2989 nucleotides. RefSeq lists its product as uncharacterized. The record is from RefSeq and is a predicted model, not a curated record. Lineage: Eukaryota; Metazoa; Mollusca; Bivalvia; Ostreida; Ostreidae. The coding region runs from base 31 to 2151 and encodes 706 amino acids. The transcript is spliced from 10 exons. Gene Ontology annotation, biological process: DNA catabolic process. Gene Ontology annotation, cellular component: cytoplasm. Gene Ontology annotation, molecular function: nucleic acid binding; 3'-5'-DNA exonuclease activity.